Molecule: messenger RNA, 2349 nt
Organism: Prunus armeniaca (apricot)
Lineage: Eukaryota; Viridiplantae; Streptophyta; Magnoliopsida; Rosales; Rosaceae
Source: the annotation of a GenBank genome assembly
AUGCGCGGGAGUUACCGUUUCAGACAGUUACACAGCAGCAGCUUCAGCUUACGCUCACUCGAAACCCGGCAACCCAGCAACAUCAAGCACCAAACUGGAAAUCCGACUUGCCCAAACCCAAUCCCAUCAAAGAAAACACUAACCCAGAAACGCAGAUCCAUGAAUAAGUUAUCAAACGCCUCUGACUCUGAAAUUGUCAAAUUGAACAAGGACAUUACCACCCAAAUGCGUAAUGGCCGAUGCGAAGCUGCUUUACGCGUCUUUAAUGUCAUGCCUCGGCGGAGCCCAGUAUCUUAUAAUGCUAUGAUAUCUGGCUACCUGGCAAAUGGCAAGUUUGAUCUUGCAAAGGAUAUGUUUGAGAAAAUGCCAGAGAGAGACCUAGUUUCUUGGAAUGUGAUGCUUAGUGGGUAUGUGAGGAAUAGGGACCUUGGUGCCGCUCAUGCCUUAUUUGAACGUAUGCCUGAAAGGGAUGUUGUUUCGUGGAACGCUAUGUUAUCGGGUUAUGCCCAGAAUGGCUAUGUUGAUGAGGCGAGGAAGGUUUUCGAAAAGAUGCCGGAUAAGAAUGAGAUAUCAUGGAAUGGGUUGCUUGCGGCGUAUGUACAGAAUGGAAGGAUAGAAGAUGCUCGUAGGCUGUUUGAGUCGAAAGCCAAUUGGGAAGCAGUUUCUUGGAAUUGUUUGAUGGGUGGAUUUGUAAAACAAAAGAGAUUAGUUCAUGCUAGGCAGAUUUUUGACCGGAUGCCUGUGAGGGAUGAAGUUUCGUGGAAUACCAUGAUCACAGGCUAUGCGCAGAAUGGGGAAAUGUCAGAAGCAAGGAGAUUGUUUGGGGAGUCCCCAAUUCGUGAUGUGUUUGCAUGGACAUCAAUGCUUUCGGGUUAUGUGCAGAAUGGAAUGUUGGAUGAAGGGAGGAGAAUGUUUGAUGAAAUGCCAGAAAAGAAUUCGGUUUCAUGGAAUGCAAUGAUUGCAGGAUAUGUACAAUGCAAGAGAAUGGACAUGGCAAUGAAAUUAUUUGAGGCAAUGCCUUUUCGGAAUGCCAGUUCUUGGAAUACCAUUUUAACUGGCUAUGCUCAGAGUGGUGAUAUUGAUAGUGCCAGGAAAAUCUUUGAUAGCAUGCCUCGGCGUGAUUCCAUCUCUUGGGCAGCUAUUAUUGCUGGUUAUGCUCAAAAUGGUUAUAGUGAAGAGGCUUUGUGUCUAUUUGUAGAGAUGAAAAGAGAUGGGGAAAGGUUGACUAGGUCUUCGUUUACCUGUGCUUUGAGCACAUGUGCUGAAAUCGCUGCGUUGGAAUUGGGGAAGCAGUUGCAUGGGCGAAUGACAAAAGCAGGAUACGAAACUGGGUGCUAUGUGGGGAAUGCACUCCUUGUAAUGUACUGUAAGUGUGGAAGCAUUGAGGAAGCAUAUGAUGUGUUCCAAGGAAUAGCUGAAAAGGAUGUUGUCUCAUGGAACACGAUGAUCUAUGGCUAUGCAAGGCAUGGAUUUGGCUCAAAGGCUCUGAUGGUUUUUGAGUCAAUGAAGGCAGCAGGUAUCAAACCAGAUGAUGUAACAAUGGUUGGUGUAUUAUCUGCUUGUAGUCAUACUGGCCUUGUAGACAGGGGCACGGAAUAUUUCUAUUCAAUGAAUCAGGAUUACGGCAUAACAGCAAAUUCAAAACACUAUACCUGCAUGAUUGAUCUUUUGGGUAGAGCUGGGCGCCUGGAGGAAGCACAGAAUUUAAUGAGAGAUAUGCCUUUUGAACCAGAUGCUGCAACAUGGGGAGCUCUACUUGGUGCAAGCCGGAUUCAUGGCAAUACCGAAUUAGGUGAAAAGGCUGCUCAGAUAAUUUUCGAGAUGGAGCCUGAAAAUGCAGGAAUGUAUGUUCUUUUGUCAAAUUUAUAUGCAGCUUCUGGCAGAUGGGGUGAAGUUGGUAAGAUGAGAUUGAAGAUGAAGGAUAAAGGUGUCAGGAAAGUUCCUGGAUAUAGCUGGGUUGAAGUGCAAAACAAGAUUCAUACAUUUUCAGUUGGGGACUCUAUACACCCAGAUAAGGACAAGAUAUAUGCCUUCUUAGAAGAGUUGGAUUUGAAAAUGAAGCGGGAGGGAUACAUUUCCUCCACAAAGUUAGUUUUACAUGACGUGGAAGAGGAAGAGAAAGAGCAUAUGCUGAAGUAUCACAGUGAGAAAUUAGCUGUGGCAUUUGGAAUUCUUUCAAUCCCAGCUGGGAGGCCAAUCCGUGUAAUAAAAAACUUGCGAGUUUGUGGAGACUGCCACAAUGCCAUUAAAUACAUAUCCAAGAUUGUGGGAAGGACAAUAAUCCUAAGGGAUUCUCACCGUUUUCACCACUUCAGCGGCGGUAAUUGUUCAUGCGGGGAUUAUUGGUGA